Molecule: messenger RNA, 1083 nt
Organism: Closterium sp. NIES-65
Lineage: Eukaryota; Viridiplantae; Streptophyta; Zygnematophyceae; Desmidiales; Closteriaceae
Source: the annotation of a GenBank genome assembly
AUGCGCAGCAAAGUACCAGUAGGCAAGUCCUCACCUCGUCCUCACGUGCAGGUUAAUAACUACGGGCGAAUUAACUCGCCCGGCGAUGACAUCUGUGUAGCCAUGGCGAAGAACGCGAGCAAGGCGGCAAGUCCUACUGCCGCCUCCGGUGCGAGCUGUGACGGGGACGACGGAGAUGAAGCGAACGGCGACGACGCCGAGGAGGAUUGGCCGGAGAACGGCCACGACGACAGCGCUUCAGGCGACGAUGUAGGUCUUGCUGACAUCGAGGAGGACGACUGGUGGAAUCGGCCGGUCGGGAGCGACGACGAGGUGGAAGAGUGGCAUGCUGGUGAUUCCGACAACGACGGAGGUAAAGAUGCGCAUGGUAACAACGCGGAGGCAGCGGCGGAUGCACAGGAAGCGGCGGUGGAUGCGAAUGAGGAGGCUGACGACAAGGCGGGGGCGGAACUUGAGACAUUUGCGCCUGCGGAUGCGGCCGCAGUUGCGGAUGCGGAAGGCGAGGAAGGCGGCGACGACGACCCAUGGAGCUUUGGGACCGACAACGACGUCCCGCUAAUGAAGCGGAGGCUGCGCCAUCGCCUACAGUCCAAGUCAAAGCGGGCCCGCGUGGUGCUCUCUGACGACGACGGUCCGGGGGAGGAGCGUCGCCCGAUACUCACCGCUGCGGAGAAGGGGAAAGCCAAGGUCGCGGAAGCCCCUGCUAAGGCCCCUGCUCAUCGCCGCAGAAGCAACAAGAAGCUGACAUCCGACGGAGACCCGGGAUCCAGCAAGGGUGCGGCUAAGAAGAAGGCGAAGAAGGCGCCGAAUCCUGACGACAUCGUCGUGAACGAGCCGCUGGGCAGCGACGAUGAGUACGCGGCGGCGGCGGGCCCGAUUCCCACGUUCCCUGAGAAGUGGAUCGCGGAGGCUUGGGAUCAAGUCCCCAAGCAGAUCAUCAUCGACGCGUUCCGCCACUGUGGGAUCUCGAGCAAGCUGGACGGAACAGAGAACCACCUGGUGAUGUCUCACCUGCGCGCCAAGAGCACCACCGAUGUCUCCGCGGACAUGUCUCUCGGGGGGACCACAGGCGUGAGAAAAUGA